Messenger RNA from Humulus lupulus (European hop), 679 nucleotides. RefSeq lists its product as uncharacterized. Gene Ontology annotation, cellular component: nucleus; preribosome, small subunit precursor; cytosol. Lineage: Eukaryota; Viridiplantae; Streptophyta; Magnoliopsida; Rosales; Cannabaceae. The transcript is spliced from 3 exons. Gene Ontology annotation, molecular function: protein kinase activity. Gene Ontology annotation, biological process: maturation of SSU-rRNA. The record is from RefSeq and is a predicted model, not a curated record. Bases 16 to 351 code for a protein of 111 amino acids.
GGUCGUGUGACAAGGAUGCUUGACUCGUGGGUCUACGGCGUGGCUCGCUCGUGGGUGCGACGGUGCUUUCGGCGGUGGGUCUACGGUGUGGCUCGACUCAUGGGUCUACGUCGUGGCUUGACUCGUGGGUCUACGACGGUCUUGUACCAGAUUGAUGAUGAUGAGAAAAUCACCAUGAUUGAUUUUCCUCUAAUGGUUUCGGUAUCUCAUCAUAAUGCGCAGAUGUACUUUGACCGCGAUGUUGAAUGUGUCUUUAAGUUCUUUAGAAAGAGGCCAGUGAUAUUUUUUUCUUUUGUGUUGGAAGCUUUCUCAUCUGCUUCACUGACUUGCUCACUUUUUAAAAUCUACUGAGUUUCAUUAUUUGAGAUUGCUACUCUUAAAAGAACUCUCACAUAUCUUCUACUAAUGGAGGAUUGAAUUUUGAUUGCUGAGUGUUGAUGGGUUGAUAAUGCUAGUCCACUUAAAACUUUAGAUGAUCAUAUUUUUCCUGAAUUUAGCUGUAGUUUUUUGUUUAUGCUUCUACGCCAUGUUGCUGUUCCGGCUGUUGCGGUAUUGUUCUUGACAGUCGAUUUUAGUUGGUAGUGAAAGUCAUUUCAAUAUUUUCAUUUGUGGUCAAUAAAUUAGUUGAAGUGGUAUAUAUAUGUGGUUCUUAUGUAUUUUUCCAGAAGUCCUUUUUUUG